AAGACGAGGUGGGUGGGCUGUUUCAUCAUUCCAGGUCAACAAUCUUCCCGAUAGAGUAUUCGACUAUUACACUAGGUACAGAAGAAAAUCAUGGAAGGUCCUGGAUAUCUCGCUGUCGCCAUCCAGCCCGGCAAGGACACCGACGAGACCGCUUUUCACGAGUGGUACAACACCGAGCAUGGGCCAUUGCGUCUUCGACUGCCUUUCAUCGAGACGGGAGACCGCUAUACAGCUGCAGAUGGUCAGAGACCAGAGUGGUCUGCCGUGUACGACGUAUCCGACCUGACGUGGAUCAACAAGCGAAUCUACAGCCGACUCCGAGAGGAGCGAUCCAAACGGGAGAAGGCUGUGAUGAGCACGUUUGAAUCGCUGGACCGCAAAAUCUACAGUCUCGUUUCCACUCGCGGAGAAUCCAAGGGGCCAGCUGGGGCUACUGUCGCCUUUUCAGCGAGACUGAACGAAUCUGACGUGGACGAGUUUGACAGAUGGUAUGAAGAGGAGCACAUCGACAUGGUCUCCAAAGCCCCCGGAUGGAUGCGUACGAGACGGUUCAAGAUGCUCGUGGGUGGGAUCAAUGGAAUGCCACCUGCUGGUCAAGUUGAGCUUCUCGCAGUUCACGACUUCAAGCAGCCUCCCGAUCUGACCGGACCCGAGUUCAAGGCUGCGGGCGCUACUCCAUGGCGAGCCCAAAUUAUUCCCAAACUCCACUGGAAGGAGCUUCGAGUUUGGAGUCACCACUUGACAUUCGAUGCUCUGGAAGAGCCGCCAUCCACCGUCAUCACCACCGACGGCGCAGAGCUGAAGUACCAAAUCGAAGGCAACCCCUCCGAUCCCGUGAUUGUGUGCGUCAACUCCAUCAUGACCAAUCUGCACAUCUGGGACGAAGUCGCACAGUCAUUAAUGAAUGGUCUCAAUGGCAAAACCUAUCGCGUACUCCGCUACAAUUCUCGCGGAUAUUCCCAACAAGCGUCCAAAUCCAACGACACCACCUUUGACCUCCUCGCAGACGAUCUCGAAUAUCUCCUCCAGCGUCUCGACAUCGACAAAGUCCACGCCGUCAUCGGCGUCAGCAUGGGAGGUGUCACAUCCAUCAACUUCGCCAUCCGCCACCCCGACAUGCUGGAGAAAUAUGUCGCGUGCGACUGCAACGUCGCCUCGAGUCCCGCCAACAGCCAAGCCUGGGCCGAGCGCGUCUCCCUCGCGCAAUCCCAAGGAAUGUCCGAACUCGCGCAAAUCACCGUCUCGAGAUGGUUUACGCCCUCCAACAACAAGUCUUCCAACGCGGCAAAAGUGCUCCCCAUGGCAGCAAAUUCGCAUUUGGAAGGUUUUCGUCUCAAUUCUCUCGCGUUGAGUAAUUAUGAUUUGAAACCCAAGUUGCAAGGAAUUACUACUCCGGGCUUGUUGAUUGCGGGAGAGGGCGAUGGGAAAAUUCCAGAGGCGAUGCAGAAGUUUGGGAUUCCGAAGAGUUGUUAUAAGGAAAUUUCAAAGGCGGGUCAUUUGCCGUUUUUGGAGAAUUUCGACGAGUUUAUGGAGGCUCUUAAGGGGUUUUUGUAGGUGAAAAGUGAGGAGGGAGUCUCUGUCCCUAGUUAUGAUGUAUAGGAGAGAGCACUACUAGAUAUAUAUGUACAUGUAAGGUAGUCAGUACCCUCGAGCAGACACGAC
Molecule: messenger RNA, 1662 nt
Organism: Sphaerulina musiva SO2202
Lineage: Eukaryota; Fungi; Ascomycota; Dothideomycetes; Mycosphaerellales; Mycosphaerellaceae
Product: alpha/beta-hydrolase
Exons: 1
Coding region: 91-1554 (487 amino acids)
Source: RefSeq, a predicted model, not a curated record